This is a messenger RNA of Cydia splendana, 1305 nucleotides long. RefSeq names its product 4-hydroxyphenylpyruvate dioxygenase-like. Gene Ontology annotation, cellular component: endoplasmic reticulum membrane; Golgi membrane. The record is from RefSeq and is a predicted model, not a curated record. Gene Ontology annotation, molecular function: 4-hydroxyphenylpyruvate dioxygenase activity. NCBI's taxonomy places the organism in Eukaryota, Metazoa, Arthropoda, Insecta, Lepidoptera, Tortricidae. The transcript has 9 exons. Bases 135 to 1277 code for a protein of 380 amino acids. Gene Ontology annotation, biological process: L-tyrosine catabolic process.
UUUCAAUAUAAAACGGACGGAAGAUAACAGGUCCCCAGUUCCUGUGACAUUGCCACACUUAACUGUCGUGUUUUCAUAACCCGGAAAUUUUCCGUACGUGAUACUUUUAAGCUUUAACGGAUUGAUAUUUGAAAAUGACCACGUAUACAGAUAAGGGAAAGAAGCCCGAAAAUGGAAAAUUCCUGGCGUUCGACCAUCUUACCUUUUGGGUGUCUAAUGCCAAACAGGCCGCCAGUUACUAUGUGACGAGGUUCGGGUUUGAACCGUUAGCUUUCAAGGGCUUGGAGACUGGCUCCAGAAAACUGUCUUCGGUUGCUGUCAGAUUAAAUAAGAUCGUAUUCGUUCUCCAAUCCCAAUACGAGCCCGAAGACUCGCAGCUAUCCAACGAGGUGGCCUACCACGGCGACUUCGUGAAGGACGUCGCCUUCCAAGUCGAGAACCUGGACUACAUCCUGUCGUACGCCAAGAAACAGGGGGCUGUCGUUGUGAAGGAUCUCUGGGAGGAACGCGAUGCAUUUGGUGUGGUCAGGAUGGCCGUGUUGAAGACGUACGGCGACAACACACACACUUUGGUCGACCGGACCAACUACAAAGGGCCAUUCUUGCCUGGAUACCAACUUCUACAGCAGGAUCCUAUCAACAAAUUCUUGCCUAAAGUGGAGAUAAACUUCAUUGACCACGUGGUCGGCAACCAGCCUGACAACGGUAUGGAAACGGCCGCGUCGUGGUAUGAGCGGUGCUUGCAGUUCCACAGGUUCUGGUCAGUGGACGACAAGCAGGUGUGCACAGAGUACUCAGCCCUCCGCUCCGUCGUGAUGGCUAACUGGGAGGAAACAGUCAAGAUGCCGAUCAACGAACCAGCCGCUGGGAAGAAGAAGAGUCAGAUUCAGGAGUACGUGGAGUACCACGGGGGCGCUGGUGUGCAGCAUAUAGCUCUUAAUACGGAGGAUAUUAUUACUGCGAUUACAAACCUACGCGCCCGAGGCGUAGAAUUCCUCUCCAUCCCUUCAAAAUACUACAAGCUGAUUCGCCAACAGCUAGCGCACAGCAAAGUGAAAGUAGCCGAGAGCAUAGACAUCCUGGAGAAGCUGAACAUCCUGAUAGACUACGAUGAUGAUGGAUACCUGCUGCAGAUCUUCACGAAGAACACGCAGGACCGACCUACCUUGUUCUUGGAGGUUAUACAGAGGAGGAAUCACAAUGGUUUUGGCGCCGGGAACUUCAAGACCCUAUUCGAGUCGCUCGAGUUAGAACAAGAGAAACGAGGCAACCUGUAAUAUAAUCUUAAAGUUAGUUUAACUACAA